AUGCGUUCGCGCUCGUUCUUCCAGCUUGUGCGGAUCCUGCGCGCUCUGCAGCUGCUCAUGCCCACCUGCCCACCGGCCUUUGUGGUGGAGAACACCUCUUUCCAGCUGAACAAUGGCCGACUCUUCAAGAAGCAGUAUGCGCAGGUCUGCAGCAUGCUGGGCCCCUCGGCCCUGCUGGACGCCGCGCGGUUUGGCAGCCGUGCCCACCGGCUGCGCAACUUCUGGACCAACAUCCUGCCGUCCGAGGUGCUGCAGGCAGUGUGUGACAAGUCGUACGCCUUUCGCCCUGGUAGCAAGGGCGCCGUCUUUGACACCAUCUCCCAGCAGUGGUGCGAGCCCAACGCAGAUGAGCGCGAACGCGCUCUGGGCUACGCAACGGGCUCCACGGCGGCACCGGGAGUCACGGAGCAGCAGCGGAGGGAGGCACUCGGACGGUGCAUCGACGCCAACUGCCUCUCCUCUAUCUUGGCGGUGAGCCUGGCCAGCUUCAGCCAGCAGACCCCGCAGAUGCAGGCGCUGGAGGUCAUGGGGCUUUUCUACAGCUUCGGGCUUGACCUGCUGGGGCCCCUGCCGCCAACGCCCGACGGGCACCGUUGGGUGCUGGUGAUCAUAGAACGCCUUAGCAAGAUGAUCGAGCUGGUGCCGCUGCCCGACAAGACGAGUAGGUCCACGGCGCGCGCACUGCUGCAAUACGUGCUUGGAAGGUACGGCGCGCCGGCCGAGGUGCUGACGGACCGGGGGUCAGAGUGGAGUGGGGAGUUUGAGGAGCUGCUGCUGCAGAGCCUUGUGGAUCACAGGCUCACCUCCCCCUCGCACCCCCAAGCCAACGGCCUGACCGAGCGCGCUGUCCAGACGGUGAAGCGCGCGCUGCGGCGCAUGACUGAGGAGCGGGGCUCAGCCAUAGACUGGGCCGCCGAGCUGCCCUGGAUUGCAUUGGGAUACAACUGCACCCCGCAGCAGGCCACGCGCCUGUCCCCCUACCAGGUGCUGUACGCUCGCGCCCCCACGGUACCGCCCGCAGUGCGCGAGCGCCUGCAGGAGCCUCUGGACUUUGACUGUACGACGGACCAGGCGCGGGACGCGCUCGCAGGCCAGCUGCUGGAGCGCGCUGCCCUGGCCAAGCGCUACUCGAUAAUGGCUGGUGAGAACUUGAGGAUUGCGCAGCACCGCGACACGCUGCGGUACGCGCAGGGCCUCACGGGUGCUGAUCUGGAGGACGCCGCUGGCGCGGCAAACGAGCGCGCGCGCCGCGCUGCCAAGCCUGUUGCCCCCUCACAUAAGCAGGCUGCCGCUGACCUGGAGGCACGCGCCCUGCAUGGGCGCCUGGUGACGAAGGUGUUCCAUGUGCCCGGCUCCAAGAAGAAGCGGCAGCGCCCCUUCUGGGGGCGUCUGCACUUCCGCGGCCCCACCUUCCGCCCAAACUACUUCCAGGUUACAUGGGAGGACAGUGACUGGGCAAUCAACAGCCUGCCGCGGCUGCUGGCAACUGGGCACAAGCUGCAGCCGGCCAGCGCCAAGCCACCGCGCGGGGUGGUGAUCCCACUCGCGCUCUCAGUCAACACCCACCGCACAGGCCCGCAUGCAGCAGGGGGGGACGCAACCCUGCCUGCCGUCUGA
Messenger RNA from Monoraphidium neglectum, 1617 nucleotides. Its product is annotated as pol polyprotein. The transcript is spliced from 4 exons. The record is from RefSeq and is a predicted model, not a curated record. Gene Ontology annotation, biological process: DNA integration. NCBI's taxonomy places the organism in Eukaryota, Viridiplantae, Chlorophyta, Chlorophyceae, Sphaeropleales, Selenastraceae. Gene Ontology annotation, molecular function: nucleic acid binding. Bases 1 to 1617 code for a protein of 538 amino acids.